CGCGCGUAUUUAAUGUAAUGAUUUAUGUGGUUCAGAUUAUAUAUAUAUAUAUAUAUAUAUUAUAUUUCCAUUGAUUCUUAUACUAUAAUCAUUCGUGUUAUGCGCAAAACUAUUCUUACAGUGUCAUUUUUAAAAUAAAUUGUUUACUCAAAUUCAAAAAGUCUAAAAAAAAUUUUUAUAAUGGCAGAUAUGUCAAUGAAUAUUGUUACUCCACGAAAAAUGUCUUUUGGUAUUAAUGGAAAGUUAAACGGUUUAGAAAGUAAAACACCUUUUUUAAUUGGAGUUUCAGGUGGUACUGCCAGUGGGAAAUCAACUGUAUGUAAACGUAUAAUGGAAAAACUAGGACAAGUAGAUAUGGAUCAUAUGCAACGACAAGUAGUUUGCAUUUCACAAGAUAGUUUUUAUCGAGAUUUAUCACCGGCUGAAAAACUUAAAGCUGAAAAAGGUCAAUAUAAUUUUGAUCAUCCAGAUGCAUUUGAUAAUGACUUGAUACUUCAAACAUUACAAGAUAUAUUAGCUGGUGUAAAAUGUGAAAUACCAGCCUAUGAUUAUAGAAGUAACAGUUUAAUGAAAGAUCAAAUUACAACGAUUUAUCCUGCUGAUGUUGUUUUAUUUGAAGGUAUUUUAGUGUUUUAUUUUCCUAAGAUACGAGAUUUAUUUCAUAUGAAAUUAUUUGUGGAUACCGACUCAGAUACUAGAUUAGCUAGAAGAGUUUCUAUUAUUAUAGUACCAAGAGACAUAAAAGAAAGAGGAAGAGACUUAGAUUAUGUAUUGAAUCAAUACAUGAAUUUUGUAAAACCUGCAUUUGAAGAAUUUUGUCUUCCUACUAAAAAAUUUGCUGAUGUUAUUAUACCAAGAGGUGCAGACAAUACAGUGGCAAUAGACCUUAUAGUGCACCACAUCUGGGACAUUUUGCGUUUGAAAAAGGCUGAAAACUCAUCCAGGCAGCAUCCAUACAUCUAUCAACAUAGGCGUACUUCGACUAACUCAUCCGAAACGCUCAGCAGAUGAUUUUAGCAUGAUAUGCGCACUUAUAAACAUUACACUUUGAUAUACUAUAUAUUGAUGUAGGAUAAAGUUUGCAGUAAUCUUAAAUCUUUUUCUUUUUUAAAUACAAAAUAUAUCUCUUGUAUACUUAUACAAUCGUAUUUAUAUUACAUUUAUACUAAGUCGCAAAUAAUAUUGCUUCUAGUAUGUAUGUACUUAUUAAAUCUUACUUAGGUAAGAUUUCACUAUUCCUAAAGCUAGGAUAUAGUGUAUAAUUAUACAAAAUACCUCGUUUAAAUAUUAAAUAUUCCAAUAUUGCAUAAUUAUUCAAGUUUACUCAUAAGAUUGAUCUAUGUUAAAAACGAUUUAGUAUUAUUUACUUAUAAGAAUCAUUAUGAAUAUACAAUGUAUAUAAAAUUAUGUAUGUUUUCAAAAAUUUAGCUUUUUUUACAUAAUGUUAUUUCUCAAUUAAUAAUUAUUUUAUGCAUCAGUAUAUAAAUUGAAAUUUUAUAAUUUAAGCGAACAUAAGAUAUUUCCUAGUAUAAUUCUUUGAAUAAUGUGAUAUUUUUAGUUUAAAUUAACAUAUUAUUCAUAUACUGCCAUAUUCAAAAACAUUUAAUUGCAUUAUUCAAUAUGGUGCUAUUCCGUUUAUUCAAUAUUUAUAUUUUUCAUAUGCUCAAAUCAUUUUAAUCUCAAUUAAAUCUUCAUUAUUAUACAAAUUAAUUAUAAUCUGAAUUAUGUAAUUUGAUACAUUGUUUAUUUAAACUGUAUAAGUGAAGUAAUAAUAAAGAAGUUACGUUCCCCAUUAUUACAAAA
Molecule: messenger RNA, 1803 nt
Organism: Apis cerana (Asiatic honeybee)
Lineage: Eukaryota; Metazoa; Arthropoda; Insecta; Hymenoptera; Apidae
Gene: Uck
Product: Uridine-cytidine kinase
Molecular function (GO): ATP binding; kinase activity
Source: RefSeq, a predicted model, not a curated record